GGCCGGGCCCCCUUCUCCCCCUUCACCCCCGCCCUCAUCUCCCAGGAUGUCUCUGAGAUUCGCUGGAAGCUGACUCAACUUGUAACUCCGCGGCGAGGCGAGCGGGGACCGCGGCCAGUGGGUCGGGCAGCUGCGAAGCCUUGGCAAACUGCUCCUACCUCCCCGGGGAAUUCCACGCUAUCUACCCCCACUCUCCCUCCCUACCCAGUUUUCUUGGACUCCCUCUGAAUCGCCUGUCUCCCAUGCGCCCUUGACUAACCCCCAGCCCCUCGACGCUUGAGGGUCCCUCCUUCGCUCAGGGAGGCUCAUCUCUCCCGUGAGGACGCCCCCCCCCGCCCCGAGUUGCUGCUUGUGUUGAGGAUCUGAGCCUGGACAGCCUGGGGGACAGGGCAGCCAGGGCCCAGGACACCCCCAGUGAAGUGGUCGCAGCCUUUUCGCCCGGGACUCAAGACUCUCCGCCAGCGCGGGCCUCGCCCCGCUACGGCGGGAGGCUCCGGCCGAAGAUGUUGAUGAGGAAGACGCCCGGCUUUGCCCCAGCCUCGGUCUUCGGGGUGCGCCUGUCACACAAGUUCCUUUUCUUGCUCUUCCUCUCGGGCCUCAUCACCCUGUGCUUCGGGGCCCUCUUCCUACUGCCCAGCUCAUAUCGUUUCAGAAGACUUUUCCUGCCUCUCCGGCCCCAGCGUCUCGCCACUGUCCAGGGGGCUGGGGAGCCUGAGCCUGGGGACCAAACCCAAGCCCGGGGGCAGGAGCCACCUCCCAACCCAGCCCCGGCCCCUGGGGCACUCGUCGGGCCUGGCCGAGGGGGGCGACACCCCCCAGGCGGCCCCACCACUCCCUGGGAGGAGGCUGGGGCCACCCGAGGCCAACAGACUCCGGGAGCAGCCACUGGGCUUCCCAGAGCCCCCAAGUCGCGCCCUUUGCCCACCCUGGUCUUCGAGGAGUUCAGAAGCCGCCUCCGGCACCCGGUGCUGGGGACCAGGGGCAACUCGGAUGCCAAAAGCCUGGCCCAGAGGGAGAAAAUCAAAGAGAUGAUGCAGUUUGCCUGGGAUAACUACAAGCAGUUUGCGCUGGGGAAGAACGAGCUGCGGCCGGUGACGAAGAAUGGCUACACGGGUGGCAUGUUCGGAGGCCUCGGUGGGGCCACAAUCAUUGAUGCCUUAGACACUCUGUAUAUCAUGGAGCUGGAGGACGAGUUCCGAGAGGCCAAAAACUGGGUGGAGAAGAGCUUUGACUUGGAUGUGAAAGGAGACGCUUCAGUAUUUGAAGUGAACAUUCGGUACGUCGGUGGACUCCUCUCAGCCUACUACCUGACAGGAGAAGAGGUCUUCCGAGAGAAGGUCAUCAGACUCGGAGAAAAGCUUCUGCCAGCCUUCAACACCCCCACUGGAAUUCCCCGGGGGAUGGUGAACUUUGGGAGCGGCGUCAGCAGGACCUGGGGCUGGGCGUCUCUGGGGAGCAGCAUCCUGGCAGAGUUUGGAUCCCUCCACCUGGAGUUCUUGCACCUCACCAAGAUCUCUGGCAACCCGAUCUUCGCUAGAAAGGUGAAGAACAUUCGCAGGGUCCUCAACAGAACCGAGAAGCCCAAAGGCCUCUAUCCCAACUUCCUCAGCCCCGUCAGCGGCAGCUGGGUCCAACACCAUGUCUCUAUUGGAGGACUCGGGGACAGUUUCUAUGAAUAUUUGAUCAAGGCCUGGUUGAUGUCAGCCAAGACAGACAUAGAAGCUAAAAAUAUGUACUAUACCGCCCUCGAGGCAAUAGAAACCCACUUGCUACAGAAAUCCCAGGAGGGACUGACCUACAUCGCCGAGUGGAAAGGGGGUGUCCUGGACCACAAGAUGGGACACUUGGCAUGUUUCUCUGGUGGCAUGAUCGCCCUGGGGGCUGAAGAUGCAGAAAUGGGGAAGAGGAAGCAUUACAUGGAGCUUGCUGCCCAGAUCACAAAGACGUGUCAUGAGUCUUACAUCCGCACAGACACCAAGCUGGGACCGGAGGUGUUUUGGUUUGAUUUCGGGAGCGAAGCCACAACGUCCAGCCCGAGCGAGAGCUAUUACAUUCUGCGGCCGGAGGUGGUGGAAAGUUACAUGUACAUGUGGCGCCUGACUCACGACCCCAAGUACCGCCAGUGGGGCUGGGAAGUUGUGGAGGCCCUAGAAAAAUACUGUCGGACAGAAACAGGCUUCUCGGGGAUCCGAAAUGUUUAUACUAUGUUUCCCGAGCACGAUAACAUGCAACAGAGUUUUUUCCUGGCAGAGACACUAAAGUACCUCUAUUUGCUGUUCUCUGAAGAUGAUCUCCUCUCCUUGGAAGACUGGGUAUUCAACACAGAAGCCCACCCACUCCCAGUGGGCCACAUACACAGUCCAGCCAAAGCCCACUAGCCCCUGACUCUGGACAGCCCCCGUCUUUGCUGCCAGGGUCUGGGCGUCCCCACCAACAAGAUCUGCUUUUCAAGGAAGAGUCGGGCCCACAUUCCCAACUCAGACGAACAUCGGGUGGGGCAGAUUCCUUGGACAGGCACCUUCUUUUCCUCUAUGAGGAACCACGCCAACCUCGAGGCAAGACCUUGGUCAAAGGCCAUCCAGUACACAGACCAUAGACAUUCCUUUCUACAGAGAAUUUCUAUGAAACCCACUGACUUUUCAUUCCAGGGGCCAGAGGAGGAGAAGCCAACUGUGAGAGAGGGCCCUUCUCCCCUCCCUCCCAUUCUGUCUUGUUUUAUCUUUUUUUUUCUAUGCAGUUGGAUUUUAUUCUCAUUUAUAAUCAAGUUUUCAAUAUGAUGUGCUUUCUUAUGUAAUGUCAACAUGAAAAACUGAGUCAGCUACUCUCUUCUCCCAUCUUGGCCCCAUUUUAUAUAUUUUCUGUGCUUUUUACCCACCAUUUACCAUUAAUUUCCAUUCAUGUCACCUGGCUCUCAGAUCUGGGGGGAGAGGUUGCCUCUGCUCUUCGAGGUGAAACAGAGUGUUGUCAAUCACUAACCCUCUCUUCCCUGCUACCCAUGAACCAGAAUAAAUGAGCUUGUGACCACGGGUGGGUCAAUCAUCCAGCAUUGAGGCCCAGGGAACCCCAUGCUAUAUUAUUGUCUGCAAUAAAAAUUGAUUUAAGAAAUGC
Vombatus ursinus (common wombat) is the source of this 3108-nucleotide messenger RNA. RefSeq names its product mannosidase alpha class 1C member 1 (gene MAN1C1). Gene Ontology annotation, cellular component: Golgi membrane; endoplasmic reticulum; extracellular exosome. The coding region runs from base 504 to 2378 and encodes 624 amino acids. Gene Ontology annotation, molecular function: calcium ion binding; mannosyl-oligosaccharide 1,2-alpha-mannosidase activity. The record is from RefSeq and is a predicted model, not a curated record. Gene Ontology annotation, biological process: N-glycan processing; carbohydrate metabolic process. Lineage: Eukaryota; Metazoa; Chordata; Mammalia; Diprotodontia; Vombatidae. The transcript is spliced from 12 exons.